Fusarium keratoplasticum is the source of this 2976-nucleotide messenger RNA. Its product is annotated as AMP-binding domain-containing protein. The record is from RefSeq and is a predicted model, not a curated record. NCBI's taxonomy places the organism in Eukaryota, Fungi, Ascomycota, Sordariomycetes, Hypocreales, Nectriaceae. The coding region runs from base 1 to 2976 and encodes 991 amino acids. The transcript is spliced from 7 exons.
AUGACCGUGACAAAUACCCGGCCGGGAGAUCGCCACCCCGAGUCUCAAGGCCGGCUUGGCCACGGAGAGCUUCUUGAGCGUCCAUUCCCUACUAUCACCGCCGCCUUCUAUCACCAUGCAACAGUCUGUCCGGAUGCCACAGCCGUUCGUGAUCUCUCGGGAUCUCCGAGAGAGCUGACAUAUGCGGAACUUGCUGGACGAGCUCAGAGCUUGGCCGCCCAGCUCAGAGCUCAAGGGGUAGUCCCUAACUCAAGGAUCCCACUUGUCAUCAAACGAGGGCUAGACAUGGUAGUUGGUAUCUGGGCGAUUCUAUCCUGCGGCGCCCAGUACAUCCCUCUCGAUGGUGGCGUUGUACCUGAUGAGACGAUUCGUCGGAUUCUGGAGGAGUCUGAGUCGGGUGUCGUCCUUUGUCUAUCCUCGACCAAGCAUCGCAUCACCACUCAGCAUCCAGACCAGGCCGUUGUAGUCAUUGACGAAGCCAAGACCACAUCUUUUGAGCCGGAUCAAGGCAAUCAUGUCGACCUCUCAACACCAGACGGGGGCUGCUACGUGAUAUAUACAUCCGGAACCACAGGACAGCCGAAAGGAGUCGAUGUAACACACAAGAAUGUCGCCAAUCUGGUGUGCCUCUUUCCCGGAAACCUAGGGGUUUCAGCCGGGACCUGUGUGGGAUCGGUUCUCAACAUCAGCUUCGACAUGGCGGCAUGGGAAAUCUUUGCAUGCUUAUGCAAUGGAGGAACACUUGUCCUCCGGGGCUCCGACUGGGAGCCGACGCUGCAGCAGAUUGACGUCUUGAUCUGCACUCCCACGAUCCUUUCCAAGUACCAUCCUUCUCAGUUCCCCAGAAUAAAAACGGUCGCUACAGCGGGUGAGCCGACCACCAAGGGUCUUGCCGACCUAUGGGCCACCCACGGCACGUACUGGAACUGCUGCGGCCCGACCGAGACAACAAUUGUCAACACCAUGCAAAAGCACAUUGUGGGACAAGAAUUGACAAUUGGUCAGCCAACCCCAAACAACAAGGUGUACAUCCUAGGCGAGGAUGGUAAGCAACUCGGUGUGGGUGCCGCAGGUGUCAUGUGGGCGGGCGGACUGGGAGUUUCUCGAGGCUAUAUUGGACUCGAAAACAAGGCAAAAGACAAGUACAAACCGGAUCGGUUUGCCAACGACGGGUCUACCAUGUACAACACCGGUGAUCUUGGACGAUGGCGACAAGACGGUUCAAUCGAAAUCCUCGGCCGCGUAGACGAUCAAGUCAAAGUAAAGGGUUUCCGCGUGGAGCUUGAUGGCGUGUCCGCCUCCCUCGCAUCCGCCCCCGGCGUGUCUCGGGCGGCUGCGCUGCUGAUCAACGGGCAGAUCCAUGGGUUCACUUCGCCAUGCGGGAGCGAUGUAACCACCAUCCUCAAGCACACGCAGCAACACCAACCCUACUACGCCAUCCCGACACACCUCCACCUCUUGGAUGACCUCCCCUCAACUGCCAACGGCAAAGUAGACAAGAACGCACUCAAGGCAUUGGCAUUGGCCAAGCUAUGCAAUGCAGAGCCAUCUACACACCAUGACGAGAGUACGAAGAGCGUGUCUGACCAUGGCGAGCUCAAGUCGCACUCUUCCAUGUCGACUCUGUCGACUGUGGUGGAGAAACCAGACCUGAUGCGCGACUUGCCUGACAAGACGACCAAGCAGCCGUUCAGGGGUCUGAGAUACAGAAUCUUCAUCGUCUAUCGCACCUUGUUCAGUCUGAUCGGGAUACUAAACUUGGCCGCAUUGAUCUGCGUGAUCACCCUUCAGCCAAGGUCUGAAUGGCUGGGUACCAUUACCGCCAUCAACCUCGCAACUGCAGUGCUCGUGCGCCAGGACAGCAUGAUCAACGUCCUGUACACUGUUGCCUGCUCGGUACCAAGACAACUGCCGCUGUGGAUUAGGACCCGUUGCGCCAAGAUUUAUCACCUGGGUGGUGUUCACUCCGGCGCGGGGGUUUGUGCGACCGCAUGGCUGGUUAUCUCAACGGUCCGCGGCACCGUCUGCAAUGCAGGCUUCUGUGAAGGACACACAUCGGGCUCCCUGGCCACUCAGGUGGUGUCGUGGCUGCUGUGCGGGCUGCUGUGUUCCAUGGUGGCGACUGCAUGGCCAUCGUUCCGGAAACAAUAUCACAAUCUCUUUGAACGCUUCCAUCGCUUUGCUGGCUGGACAGCAUUGGCCAUGUUCUGGGUGCGCAUAAUCCUUGCCAUUAACGACUCUCGGCCUAAGGACCAAGACCUCGGUCUGGCAGCUGUCAAUAGUCCAGACUUCUGGCUCCUGGUCGUGGCAACCUGCAGUAUCGCCUCCUCAUGGUUCUUCCUUCGCAAGGUGCCGGUCGAGGCAGAAGUCCUCUCUAACCAUGCAAUCCGGCUGCACUUUGACUACACCGUGCCCGUAAAUGGAAGCUUCACGCGCAUCUCGCGGCGACCCUUGGUCGAGUGGCACUCGUUUGCGACCAUCCCCAACCCAGAGACGACCCAUCAUGCCAAAGGAUACUCGCUAGUGGUCUCCAACGCCGGCGAUUGGACGCGUUCCUGUAUUCAGAACCCUCCCAGUGCGUUGUGGGUGCGUGGUGUGCCGACAUGUGGGGUGAUGCGUGUCGCGACUCUGUUCAACCGCAUUGUGCUUAUCGGCACGGGGUCUGGAAUUGGGCCACUGCUUGGACAUAUUACCCGACAGUCGUGUCCUACCCAGCUGAUCUGGUCCACGCCACGGCCAGAGGAGACCUUUGGCAAGGAAAUCGUUGGCCUAAUCCGCAGGCAUGUUCCAGACGCUAUCAUCCACGACACCAAAAAAGAGGGUCGACCAGACCUUGUUCGAAUGGGCUUCAACAUGGCCAAGGCCUUUGACGCUGAGGCCGUGAUUGUAAUCGCCAACGAAAAGAUAACAAAGAAGAUCGUAUACGGUCUCGAAACGCGUGGCAUACCGGCGUACGGUGCCAUCUGGGACAGCUAA